AUGGCCAUUUUCUCAACCGAUAAUCCCUGGGCUUUUGCUUUUGGCCUUCUAGGUAAUCUUAUAUCUUUCGUGGUCUUUUUGACCCCAGUACCAACAUUUUAUAGGGUAUGCAAGAGGAACUCGACCGAAGGGUUUCAAUCGGUUCCGUACGUGGUUUCUUUGCUCAGCGCCAUGCUCUGGCUAUACUACGCAUCCAUCAACUCUGAGUCCAAUGAUUUCCUUCUCAUCACUGUCAACUCAGUGGGAUGUGUCAUAGAGACUAUCUACGUUGCUCUCUACCUUGCUUAUUCUCCUAAGAAAGCCAAGAUAUUUACAGUGAAGCUGAUGGUGACGGGCUUUGGAGGGUUUUGUUCCUUUCUUCUCUUGUCCGGCUUGUUAACAAAGGCAUCAACCAGGGUCCAACUUCUUGGGUGGCUUUGUGUUGGAUUCUCCGUCAGCGUCUUCGCAGCUCCUUUAAGUGUUAUGAGAAUGAUGAUCCGGACCAAAAGCGUAGAGUUCAUGCCUGCUCUCUCAUUUUUCCUCACUCUCAGCGCUGCGACUUGGCUCCUUUACGGUUUAUUCCUCAAGGACAUCCGUGUUGCGGUUCCAAACGUACUGGGUUUUAUCCUUGGAGUGUUUCAGAUGGGACUGUAUCUGAUAUAUAGGAAGACGAAUGUGAUGGUUUUGGAGCAACCCGAUGUUGACACCUAA
Molecule: messenger RNA, 690 nt
Organism: Eucalyptus grandis
Lineage: Eukaryota; Viridiplantae; Streptophyta; Magnoliopsida; Myrtales; Myrtaceae
Product: bidirectional sugar transporter SWEET12-like
Biological process (GO): carbohydrate transport
Cellular component (GO): membrane
Molecular function (GO): sugar transmembrane transporter activity
Source: RefSeq, a predicted model, not a curated record